Molecule: messenger RNA, 2699 nt
Organism: Nomascus leucogenys (northern white-cheeked gibbon)
Lineage: Eukaryota; Metazoa; Chordata; Mammalia; Primates; Hylobatidae
Gene: HSP90AB1
Product: heat shock protein 90 alpha family class B member 1
Biological process (GO): cellular response to heat; protein stabilization; protein folding
Cellular component (GO): plasma membrane; perinuclear region of cytoplasm; cytosol
Molecular function (GO): ATP-dependent protein folding chaperone; ATP hydrolysis activity; ATP binding
Source: RefSeq, a predicted model, not a curated record
UUUUUCGGACCAUGACGUCAAGGUGGACUGGUGGCGGCAGGUGUGGGGUUGACAAUCAUACUCCUUUAAGGCGGAGGGAUCCACGGGAGGGCUGCUGUACUGUGUUUCGCCCUAUAUAGGGCGACUUGGGGCAGGCAAUAGCUCUCUCGAGUCAUUCCGGCGCAGCGUUUGUGCUGCUUGGGUAUCAGAAAGCCAGCCCGCGUUGCUCACCAUUACGUGUAAGCCUUUUCUUUUCAAGAUGCCUGAGGAAGUGCACCAUGGAGAGGAGGAGGUGGAGACUUUUGCCUUUCAGGCAGAAAUUGCCCAACUCAUGUCCCUCAUCAUCAAUACCUUCUAUUCCAACAAGGAGAUUUUCCUUCGGGAGUUGAUCUCUAAUGCUUCUGAUGCCUUGGACAAGAUUCGCUAUGAGAGCCUGACAGACCCUUCGAAGCUGGACAGUGGUAAAGAGCUGAAAAUUGACAUCAUCCCCAAUCCUCAGGAACGCACCCUGACCUUGGUAGACACAGGCAUUGGCAUGACCAAAGCUGAUCUCAUAAAUAAUUUGGGAACCAUUGCCAAGUCUGGUACUAAAGCCUUCAUGGAGGCUCUUCAGGCUGGUGCAGACAUCUCCAUGAUUGGGCAGUUUGGUGUUGGCUUUUAUUCUGCCUACCUGGUGGCAGAGAAAGUGGUUGUGAUCACAAAGCACAACGAUGAUGAACAGUAUGCUUGGGAGUCUUCUGCUGGAGGUUCCUUCACUGUGCGUGCUGACCAUGGUGAGCCCAUUGGCAGGGGUACCAAAGUGAUCCUCCAUCUUAAAGAAGAUCAGACAGAGUACUUAGAAGAGAGGCGGGUCAAAGAAGUAGUGAAGAAGCAUUCUCAGUUCAUAGGCUAUCCCAUCACCCUUUAUUUGGAGAAGGAACGAGAGAAGGAAAUUAGUGAUGAUGAGGCAGAGGAAGAGAAAGGUGAGAAAGAGGAGGAAGAUAAAGAUGAUGAAGAAAAGCCCAAGAUCGAAGAUGUGGGUUCAGAUGAGGAGGAUGACAGUGGUAAGGAUAAGAAGAAGAAAACUAAGAAGAUCAAAGAGAAAUACAUUGAUCAGGAAGAACUAAACAAGACCAAGCCCAUUUGGACCAGAAACCCUGAUGACAUCACCCAAGAGGAGUAUGGAGAAUUCUACAAGAGCCUCACCAAUGACUGGGAAGACCACUUGGCAGUCAAGCACUUUUCUGUAGAAGGUCAGUUGGAAUUCAGGGCAUUGCUAUUCAUUCCUCGUCGGGCUCCCUUUGACCUUUUUGAGAACAAGAAGAAAAAGAACAACAUCAAACUCUAUGUCCGCCGUGUGUUCAUCAUGGACAGCUGUGAUGAGUUGAUACCAGAGUAUCUCAAUUUUAUCCGUGGUGUGGUUGACUCUGAGGAUCUGCCCCUGAACAUCUCCCGAGAAAUGCUCCAGCAGAGCAAAAUCUUGAAAGUCAUUCGCAAAAACAUUGUUAAGAAGUGCCUUGAGCUCUUCUCUGAGCUGGCAGAAGACAAGGAGAAUUACAAGAAAUUCUAUGAGGCAUUCUCUAAAAAUCUCAAGCUUGGAAUCCACGAAGACUCCACUAACCGCCGCCGCCUGUCCGAGCUGCUGCGCUAUCAUACCUCCCAGUCUGGAGAUGAGAUGACAUCUCUGUCAGAGUACGUUUCUCGCAUGAAGGAGACACAGAAGUCCAUCUAUUACAUCACUGGUGAGAGCAAAGAGCAGGUGGCCAACUCAGCUUUUGUGGAGCGAGUGCGGAAACGGGGCUUCGAGGUGGUAUAUAUGACCGAGCCCAUUGAUGAGUACUGUGUGCAGCAGCUCAAGGAAUUUGAUGGGAAGAGCCUGGUCUCAGUUACCAAGGAGGGUCUGGAGCUGCCUGAGGAUGAGGAGGAGAAGAAGAAGAUGGAAGAGAGCAAGGCAAAGUUUGAGAAUCUCUGCAAGCUCAUGAAAGAAAUCUUAGAUAAGAAGGUUGAGAAGGUGACAAUCUCCAAUAGACUUGUGUCUUCACCCUGCUGCAUUGUGACCAGCACCUAUGGCUGGACAGCCAAUAUGGAGCGGAUCAUGAAAGCCCAGGCACUUCGGGACAACUCCACCAUGGGCUAUAUGAUGGCCAAAAAGCACCUGGAGAUCAACCCUGACCACCCCAUUGUGGAGACGCUGCGGCAGAAGGCUGAGGCCGACAAGAAUGAUAAGGCAGUUAAGGACCUGGUGGUGCUGCUGUUUGAAACCGCCCUGCUAUCUUCUGGCUUUUCCCUUGAGGAUCCCCAGACCCACUCCAACCGCAUCUACCGCAUGAUCAAGCUAGGUCUAGGUAUUGAUGAAGAUGAAGUGGCAGCAGAGGAACCCAGUGCUGCAGUUCCUGAUGAGAUCCCCCCUCUGGAGGGCGAUGAGGAUGCGUCUCGCAUGGAAGAAGUCGAUUAGGUUAGGAGUUCAUAGUUGGAAAACUUCUGUGCCCUUGUAUAGUGUCCCCAUGGCUCCCACUGCAGCCUCGAGUGCCCCUGUCCCACCUGGCUCCCCCUGCUGGUGUCUAGUGUUGUUUUCCCUCUCCUGUCCUUGUGUUGAAGGCAGGAAACCAAGGGUGUCAAGCCCCAUUCCCUCUCUACUCUUGACAGCAGGAUUGGAUGUUGUGUAUUGUGGUUUAUUUUAUUUUCUUCAUUUUGUUCUGAAAUUAAAGUAUGCAAAAUAAAGAAUAUGCCGUUUUUAUACA